UAUUUUAGACUACAAUUUCACAGCAACAUCAUGGCGAACACAAACAGAUAACAGCUACAUUUGCACAUCGGCGGCCUUCGUAGUGAAUCGGGCAUGCUCGUAUAAUGUCCAAAAUUUGCGUUGACCGCAGCACCAUGCAGACACCAUGAUCAUGGACUCUUUCGAUUCUUCUGGCCUGCUUGUGGUAUUUGUCAGGGAACGUCCAACACUAGCAGCGAACUAGUCAUUAGUGAGCUUUUGUAGUGUAUUCGAUUGUAUUUAUCGCGUUACAACCAGACAUUUUCCAAAUAAAAAAAAUUAUAGUAAAUACGAAGGAUUGUUUAUUUUUAAUGGUAACGUAAUGUUUCAUCAUGGCACGUCACAGAAACGUUCGUUCUAUGAACUACAGUGAUGAAUAUGAUGGUUAUGAUGACGUGUACGGUCACUCUGUGGAAGAUGAAUACUGCAUAUCUCCUAGUGAUGAGGCCCAGUUUAUGUACGACCGCACAAGGCAGCCACAAAUAUCAGCCUUCUUUAGUGAGCAAGACAACAUAACAGAGGAAGAUGAGAGCCUGGAGCAAACUAAUGACAGAAAAAAUUCAGAUUGUUUCAUUCGACCAACAUUAAGUGAUUUAGAAGAAGCAAAGUUACGAUCCUGUUUGGAAGAAAUUCGAAAUGUUAUUGGAGAUAGUAUCUCAGAAAAAAUUCUUGUGGAAACUGUGUUGAAGUGUGACUUCAAUGUUAAUAAGUCUCUUGAUACUAUUUUGAGUAAUGCCACCUCAUCAAAUGAAAUUAUUAGUGAAGAUCCCAAACCUCAGCGUGUGAGAAGAGAGCGAGAUAGAGGUGCUAGGAAAUGUGGCGUGAGUGCUGAUGUUGAGCCAAAUGGUAAGAGUAGUGAUGAGGUUGCGAAGGAGACGACUGCUACAGGGAAGCCCCCUGUGAAGGUGGUUCCUCCAGGAGCGAAGACACUCAACAUCACCAAGGGCUUUGAUGUCGUCAAUGAGAAAGGGGACUCUGCAGAGGUGAUAGAGAACUUAAGGAGCUCCAAUGCGGUUACUCCUCGGUCUCAGUCUCCUGGCUCCGGCAGGCUGAGUCCCAACAACCCUGAGGGUGAUUCCUUUGAUGUGGAAGCAGGAGAUAAGAAAGCUGUUAAGGAGAGUGGAAAGACUCCUCGUUCUCGAUUGCAUAAAACAGAUGCACUGGCCCUUUACAAGCAAGACCGAGCACAGAGCAAGAGUCAUCUGCACCUGGUAGUGAUUGGCCAUGUGGACGCAGGCAAGUCUACUCUCAUGGGCCACUUGCUAUACACCCUGGGGCAAGUAAACAAGAAGACAAUGCACAAGUAUGAACAAGAGAGCAAAAAGCUGGGAAAGCAAUCCUUCAUGUAUGCCUGGAUAUUGGAUGAAACUGGGGAGGAGAGAUCCCGUGGAAUCACGAUGGAUGUUGGGCAGUCUAAGUUUGAAACACACACGAAAAUCGUUACUUUACUGGAUGCUCCAGGGCAUAAGGACUUCAUUCCUAACAUGAUUACAGGAGCCACUCAAGCUGAUGUGGCCAUCCUUGUGGUGGAUGCCACAAGGGGCGAGUUUGAAACUGGCUUUGAGAUGGGGGGACAGACAAGAGAGCAUGCUCUACUUGUCAGGUCUUUAGGUGUCAAUCAGUUAGGGGUUGUGGUAAAUAAGUUGGACACUGUCGGCUGGAAUCAGGAUAGAUUUCAGGAGAUUGUUGGAAAAUUGGGAACUUUCCUUCGACAAGCUGGCUUCAGAGAAUCAGAUGUGACAUUUGUUCCAUGCAGUGGAUUGACUGGAAUAAACUUGGUCAAUCCCCCAACAGAAGAGAAGCUCUUAGAGUGGUACAAGGGCCCGACUCUCUUGGAUGUUAUUGAUAAUUUCAGAGCUCCAGAGAGACCAAUUACUAAACCAUUUAGGCUGUCGGUAAAUGACAUAUUCAAAGGCACAGGUUCUGGUUUCUGUAUCUCUGGUAGAGUGGAAACUGGGUUGGUGGAAACAGGAGAUAAGGUGUUGGUGCAGCCGCAGAAUGAGGUGGCAGUUAUAAAAGCUGUUACUAUUGAUGAUGCACCUACCUCAAUCGCCUAUGCUGGAGAUCAAGUGAGUGUGACACUCUCUGGAAUAGAAAUGCAGAAUGUGUCUGUUGGAUAUAUAUUGUGUGAUACAACACAACCCAUUCCUGUAACGUCACGUUUUGAAGCUCGAAUUGUGGUUUUUAAUAUAAAGGUUCCCAUUACAAAGGGGUUUUCGGUCAUUCUACAUCAUCAGUCCUUGUCAGAGCAAGCUGUGAUCACCAAACUGGUUGCACAAUUGCAUAAAAGUUCAGGGGAAGUUGUGAAGCGACGUCCAAGAUGUCUUGUUAAGAAUUCCAAUGCUGUUGUGGAACUCACAACCUCUCGACCUGUGUGCCUGGAGUUGUACAGAGAUGUCAAAGAAUUGGGGCGCUUCAUGUUAAGAGUGGGUGGAGUCACCAUAGCAGCUGGCCUUGUUACUCAGGUAGUACCCUGUUUUCGAAAAUGUUGAAACUGAACUAACCGAAAAAGAGAGUAAAGAAAAAGUGAAAAAAACAUAGCUUUUACUUUUUUGAAGAUUUCCUUUAACCUUUUAAGUUUUGGAAGAUAUUGAAAUUCUAAGAGCUGGUGAUGGUAUUAUUUAAUGAAACGUUUGGUUUUUAACACUCCAAUACUCGUGUAACCAGUACUCAAGUUCACUCGUACGGGGUAUUUGAAUACUCCUCGUUGAUAACCAAAAUAUGAGGUUAGUAAAGGAAAAGGAAAGAAACAGUAUUGUGUUCUAUACAGUGAAAUACAUUAAUCUAUUAUUUACUAACAAUAUAUUCCGUCAAUAUGCAUGGAAACUUUAAAGACAUUAUAAUGUAAACAAAACAAUAAAACUAAAGAGAAAUUUUUUUUUUAAGAAAUAUAAAAUACAGAAUCAGGUAACUUCAUACCUGCAAUGUGAAAUAAACUUUAGGAUAAAAUGAAAUACAGCUCUACUAUAAAAUAAUACAGUAGUAAGGAUUUGCCAGGCAUUGCCAACAAUCUCUGAUUUAGAGUGUAUUGGCUUGGAAUUACUGAUUUGUAUGGGGUCUGGCCUAUUAGCUGAUGAAACUGUGCUUGUGAGAUAGUUUAAUUCUGACCCAUGAGUGAGGAUGAUGUUUACAGAUAGUGAAGUUCCUACACAAAUAUAAUUGUGAAGACAGCCUUGGUUACUACUGUUUAUAAACUUAAGCAAUAUACAUAAUUGUGAAGUCCUUAUUUAUUACUGCUGAGUCCAUUAGUAAGGUGACUCCAAAUGUAGGGCAAGUGCAGUUACUAUUCAUUUACAAUGUGUUAUGACAAGAAAAAUGUAAUUGAUUACAAAAAUGCUUGUGCAGGGUAAGCCUAUCACUCCAGUGACUUACUAUAACAAACACUUACUUAUUGAAUGAACUUAAUGAAAUACAAUAAAAUUUAUUUCUUACAUAUUCAUUUAAGAAUACACAUGCGGGUUAUAAACUCCAUAUCUGAGAAGUAGCAACACAAAAAUCGUGGACUUCGCGGUAUCCAAAUACCCUAUGCAAGUACUGGAGUGUUAACUGAAAAACAGGUGUUUUUCAUCUGUGAUUGUUUUAUUUUUUCAGAUAUUCUAGGGGUUUUAGUUUCUUUGCACUCUCCAAAAGUAUUUGGUGCAAAUAUUGGAGGAUGGAGUAUUAUUAUUUGGAGAAUUUUAAGUCUAAGGAUGAAUUAAUUAACACUAUGAAUAUGUAAUGUCUACUUGUACAAUAAAGUUGUAACUUUUCCAGCCAUGUGAAUAAAAGAUCUUCCUGCA
Molecule: messenger RNA, 3797 nt
Organism: Gryllus bimaculatus (two-spotted cricket)
Lineage: Eukaryota; Metazoa; Arthropoda; Insecta; Orthoptera; Gryllidae
Source: the annotation of a GenBank genome assembly